Messenger RNA from Adineta ricciae, 1662 nucleotides. The record is from the annotation of a GenBank genome assembly. Lineage: Eukaryota; Metazoa; Rotifera; Eurotatoria; Adinetida; Adinetidae.
AUGGAUUUAUUCAAAACUAAAUUAUUGAUAUUCGUCUUGUUUAUUGUUCAGUGUAAUGCUAUACCUCGUUUCGCCAACUAUAUUCAAGAUCAUAUGGUACUUCAACAAGCUCCACAAAGAGCUGUUGUGUGGGGAUUUGGAGAUACAAGCAAAUUGACUACACUUCGGAUGGAUGAUAAAAUCUAUACGACUAUCAGUGGUGCAGAAUCUGUCAACGAGCAAGAUGAAAGUAUUUGGUCAAUAACGCUUGAUCCUGUCUACGAUGAAGGACCAUUUGAUAUUCAUGUUUCACAACCAUUAGCGAAUGGAACUCUGGUGACAAUUACCAUUCACGACAUUCUGUUUGGUGAUGUUUGGAUUUGUUCAGGACAAUCAAAUAUGCAACUUACAGUGAGUCUCAUUCAUAAUGCAACAGAGGAAAUUGUCAAUGCUGGUAAGUAUCCGAAAAUUCGAGUAUUCACUGCUGAUCAAGAAGUAUCAGCAAUGCCACUCGAAGAACUACGUGGUAUUCGAUUAAACUGGUCAGUGGCAUCACCUAACAGCAUCGGUGGACCAAAUUGGAACUAUAUGUCCGCUGUUUGUUGGCUCUAUGGUCGUAUGAUUCAUGUUGCCUUAGGUGAGCGACCUAUUGGACUAAUUGCUUCGUCGGUAGGUGGAACACCUAUUGAACUUUGGAUGCCACCGAAAGCACUGCAAGAUUGCGGAAUCCCACCAGAUGAUAGCGUAAUAGUAAAAUCAUGGAAUUUCUCUUCUACAGAAACAGCUUCUAAUCACUCGACUUUGUUCAAUGCGAUGAUCUAUCCAUUUAUGCGUACAGUCAUCUACGGAGCUAUAUGGUAUCAAGGUAAAACAGUCGAUAGUUUCUUUUGUGUAUCAUUGAGCAUAUCUAUUCUUGUCUCCAAUGAAGGUGAAGCGAAUAGGGACUAUAAUACUCAUAAGUAUGCCUGUUCAUUUUCAAAAAUGAUACAAUAUUGGCGAGAAUCGUGGAAUGAACGUACCAAUAAUAUUACAGAUAUUCAGUUUCCAUUCGGCUUUGUUCAAUUGUCGACAUUUGCGAAUAACAGUGAAUACAUUGGUAGUUAUCCCGAAAUUCGUUGGCAUCAAACAUUUGACAUCGGUUAUGUUCCUAACAAUGUUGUUCCAAAAGUAUUUAUGGCCGUAACAUUAGAUUUACGUGAUGAUCCUAAUGGUGAUCAUCCUCGCUAUAAACACGAUGUGGGAUAUCGUUUAUCACGAUCAGGUCUUGCCAUUGCUUACAAUCAGCAAGUCGAGUAUCAAGGACCUAUUGUACAAACUAUCGUUUAUUUCAUUGGUAGUCAAACGAUAAAUAUUACUUAUACAGCUGUAUCAAACAUUGAUUUACGUAAUCCAAAUGGAUUCGAGAUUUGUUGUCAAGGAAGCAAAUGUGCUAACGAUAGUUUAUGGAUUCCAAUAACUAUUUCAAGUCGAGUUGAAUUGACUAUCACUUUGUCAAUUCCUAUUUCAUGUAUUGGACAACAGUUGUAUGGUAUUCGAUACCUCUGGCGUGAAACGCCGUGCCCGUUCAAACAAGCAGCGAUCUAUAGUUUUACAGACCCUAAUUUACCUUCGCCACCGUAUUUGAAAUUAUUUUUGACGGACCGUCGAGAAGUUGAAAAUAACAUUUUUACAUAUAAGCGCUGA